UUUCAAGAAGAUCACUGAUAUUAUUAAAACAUAGCAAGGUCACAUUUACUGUAUCUGAAUCAUUAUGUAUCUCCACUCGCGUCGUCAAUGCCAGAAAUAUUACGUUUUACUUACCGCCCUCCAGAAGCAUUCCAAGGACUACCCGCUCUUCUGCGAGGAGGAAGCUCUGGAGUCGUGGACGGCCUCCGAGAACUCGCAUUACCACCCUCCGUUCCAAGGUUGAGCUCAAAAUCCAAUUUCCUAGCCAUUUCCCUGUCCAUCUCCUCCAUCUGCCUCCUACGCUCCUCCUCAUGCGCCUGCUCACGACGGGCAAGCUCACUGUCCAAUUCUUCUUGCCGUCGCCGUUCCUCAGCAGCCCUGUACUCUCGCUCGCUUUCUUCCUGUGCACGCCGUGCAAAGGCAAGAUCUGCUUCUUCCUGCCUGCGACGCUCGGCUUCUUCCGCUUCAAAUUGAGCACGAGCAAAAGCAGCGUCCGCAGCCUCCUGAUCAGCGCGCGCCUUGAUGCGAGCAAGCUCAGCUUGCCACCUCCGUUCAGCCUCUUCUUCUUCUGCACGCUUUCGACGAGCCUCUUCUUCCCGUUUGUGACGGGCCUCUUCUUCUUGUUUGCGACGAAUCUCUUCUUCUGCACGCUUCCGACGAGCCUCCUCUUCCUGUUUGCGACGAAUCUCUUCUUCCCUUUUGCGACGUGCUUCCUCCUCUCGCCUGUUCCGCUCCUCUUCAUGCCUCCGACGCGAUUCCUCUUCACGCUUCUGACGCUCCUCUUCGUCCCUUCGACGCGCAUCCUCCUCGCGUCUUAUCCGGUCCUCUUCUUCUUGUUUACGUCUGGCUUCUUCUGCCUUGCGCACUUCUUCCUGGACUCUCCUACGUUCCUCCUCUCGUUUGAGUCUUUCUUCUUCCUCCCGUUUGACUCUCUCUUCCUCCUCCCGUUUGACUUUCUCUUCCUCCUCCCGUCGCCGUCGUUCUUCCUCCUCUAGUUUCAGUCUCUCUUCCUGUUGUUGUUUCAGUUUCUCUUCCUCUUCUCGUCGCCGUUGUUCUUCC
Suillus plorans is the source of this 1038-nucleotide messenger RNA. RefSeq lists its product as uncharacterized. The record is from RefSeq and is a predicted model, not a curated record. The coding region runs from base 291 to 974 and encodes 227 amino acids. The transcript has a single exon. NCBI's taxonomy places the organism in Eukaryota, Fungi, Basidiomycota, Agaricomycetes, Boletales, Suillaceae.